Setaria italica (foxtail millet) is the source of this 327-nucleotide messenger RNA. Its product is annotated as indole-3-acetic acid-induced protein ARG7. The transcript has a single exon. NCBI's taxonomy places the organism in Eukaryota, Viridiplantae, Streptophyta, Magnoliopsida, Poales, Poaceae. Gene Ontology annotation, biological process: response to auxin. Bases 1 to 327 code for a protein of 108 amino acids. The record is from RefSeq and is a predicted model, not a curated record.
AUGGCAAUCUUGGGAUCAAAGAAGCGAUGCGCCGAGGCCGUCGCCGCCGCCCCAUGGUACGCCUGUGCCACCGGUGGUGAUCUUGGGAAGGUCCCAAAAGGGUACUUCCCUGUCAUGCUCGUCGACGACGGGGAGGACGAUGAACAGGGCCAGAGGAUCUUGGUGCCAGUAAAGAUGCUAAGAGAGCCGUGCAUGGAGGCCCUGCUGGAGCUGGCGGAGCAGCAGUUUGGGUAUGGCCAACGUGGCGUGUUGAGGAUCCCGUGCACUGCGAUCCAUUUCCAGCACAUAAUCAACGGGUUGAUGAAGAAUAAUGGGGGUAGUAGAUAG